Molecule: messenger RNA, 1142 nt
Organism: Cyclopterus lumpus (lumpfish)
Lineage: Eukaryota; Metazoa; Chordata; Actinopteri; Perciformes; Cyclopteridae
Product: ADP-ribosyl cyclase/cyclic ADP-ribose hydrolase 1-like
Exons: 10
Coding region: 1-942 (313 amino acids)
Biological process (GO): positive regulation of B cell proliferation
Cellular component (GO): plasma membrane
Molecular function (GO): phosphorus-oxygen lyase activity; NAD+ nucleosidase activity
Source: RefSeq, a predicted model, not a curated record
AUGACGUCAUGGAGGCCUCGCUCCGGGCAGGUGACGGACUCGAUCAGGGAACUGAUUGAUCUCACCAUCAUGAGCUCCUCUCCAACAUCCGGUUACUCGGUCAUGAUCAACGUAACCGCAUGGUUAAUUGUGUGCCUGCUGUGCCCCGUUCAACCGAGAGCACAGCCGGGGACGACCUCCAACAUCAAGCACAUUGUGGUGGGAAGGUGCUACGAUUACAUCACGCUAGUUAACCCCGGCUUGAGGCUGGACUGCGAGGACAUCUGGAGAUUGUUCGAGGAGUCGGUUGUCCGUCAGUCCUCUUUCAACACCUCGCUGGAUUAUCAUCAGAUGUUUUCUGCGAUUCCGCAGACGUGGCCUCGCGAUAUGGGCCUCUUCUGGAGUAAAACCAGGACGCUGAUGCACAGCUACACAGCCGUUGAACGUCACUUCUGGACCCUGGAGGACACGCUGGUCGGCUACAUGUUCAACGGCCUCGUCUGGUGUGGACAAGAGGACGACUCUGGUUUCAACUUCCGGUCUUGUCCGACGUGGGCGGAGGUCAAACACCACCCGGUGUAUUCCUUGUGGAGGCGAGCCUCGCAGAAUUUUGCAGAAAUGGCGCACGGCAACAUCACCGUAUUACUGAACGGCUCCAUCGGCAACGCCUUCAAUAUGAAAAGCAUGUUUGCAAGUGUGGAAGUGGACAGUCUGGACCCAUGCAGGGUGGAUUAUGUCAACAUCAAGAUGGUGACCAAUCUAGACGGACCUUUCAUAGAAUCAUGUAAUCAAGGAUCUGUCGUAGACCUGAUCAGGAUCCUCCGGUCCAGAGGUUUCCACUGGACCUGCACGGACAACGACGAGACCCUGAUGAUCCUUCAGUGCAUCCAGAACCCCGAACAGUCCUCCUGCCAGAAAUGCGCAAACAGCUUCUCACUCAGAAGGAGCCUCAAGGUCCACUGAAGCCGUUUGAGUCCAUCUGGCAAGCAAAUGAGGUCAGCGAGUUUCCUGCUGGGUUGAACUCGUUCACAGUUACUCCGAAGCAGAAGAUAUCAGCUGACGCGAUGAAGGUCUUCACGGCGCGCCACCGUGACCUGACGUCGGUCCUCUCUGUGUCGAAUUCUAGUUUCAGUUUUGUGCUUGUGACGUAAUUAUUUUUUGAU